Messenger RNA from Aplosporella prunicola CBS 121167, 882 nucleotides. RefSeq lists its product as uncharacterized. Lineage: Eukaryota; Fungi; Ascomycota; Dothideomycetes; Botryosphaeriales; Aplosporellaceae. The record is from RefSeq and is a predicted model, not a curated record. The transcript is spliced from 2 exons. Bases 1 to 882 code for a protein of 293 amino acids.
AUGCUUCCGCAAGACAAACGCUAUCGCUACGUCCGAUGUAGGGAUACCCAACCUCUUGUCUCCGAUGCUUUCGCGUGCCUGCAAAACCUCCACCACGCGCCCUCCACUCUUAACAUCGGCCGCUGGAUCGCGCAGAUCGACGAGCCUCCACAUCUGCCUCCACCUUCGAUACUAUUGCGGCCGCGGCAUCGGCACGACUAUUCCCUACGCGAGAUCUCAUACAAUCGGCGGAAGAGGAAGAUGGAUGUAGACGAGACUACGCCGCGCGAAAGGAAGAAGACCCAGCGUGUUGAAGCCCUAGAUGCCGGGCGCAUGACGCGCCGGCGGGCCGCAGAGAUGGCCGCGGGGAAAGAUGCUACGGAGAAAGAUGCGGGUCAGGUCGUUCCUAAAGCGGCCCGUGCCGUAUCUAAAACAAAUCGGACCGUUUCUAGGGAUACUCAGACACGAGAGGCCGCUCCGGGGGAGUGUCAGAUUGUUUCCAGCGAUUCCAUCUUCGACGACCGACCCGACUUUUACAUUCCGUCGUUUCUCACUCGGACUAUGACCCGGUCGAUAUCGACAAGGUCACCUUCGCGCUCUUCAUCACCGACCAAGAAAUACAACAAGCGCGUAAGUAAGAAGGAGAGCCUUAUACUUAUAAUACCGCGUAUCGAGUUCAUCGACUUUAGAGAGGCACAGCGCCUAUACUUACCCGCCUUGGUCCAAGACAGCUGGACCAGCUGCGUCAAGGUUAAAGGACUACAGCUACAGGACCCGAGGGAUCUCAUUACUAGAGACAUUCCACUAAAUACGGUAGAUCUCGACUUAAUCCGGUUAACAGUAGCCGACGCUGUUAAGAUAGCGGCGAAGUUCCGCUCCUCUUCUACUAUAGAGUCGUACUAA